This is a messenger RNA of Caenorhabditis auriculariae, 13806 nucleotides long. NCBI's taxonomy places the organism in Eukaryota, Metazoa, Nematoda, Chromadorea, Rhabditida, Rhabditidae. The record is from the annotation of a GenBank genome assembly.
AUGGCGCAAGGUGAUCUUUUUUUUUGGACUGGAUAAGAUUAAAAUUUUUUAUUUUUACUCGGAAAAAAAUCAAUCAACGUGCUGGGAAAAUUUUUAGUGGCCAUUAUAGUAGUCAAAUUAGUAGCCACUUAAGGGGUUGAACAUUAGUGGCCACUAUGGAGGUCUAACUGCUACUACUAGACCACUAAAAACUUUAGUGGCCACUUUAGGGGUCAAUGGAUCAACAUAACAGGUCCAAUCUGUUUGUUUUAAUAUUAUCAGAGUUACUGGAAGGAAUACUGGAUGAAAAACUACUGAAGUGGCCACUAAAAGAGAAAAUAGUGGCCACUAUAGAGGUGGGUUUAGUGACCACUUUAGUGUCCUUGUAGUCCUUGGCGAGCCUCUAUAGUGGCCACUAAACAUUUUCUCAUUGUAGUGUGCUUGGAAGAAGUAAAAUCAGAAAGCAAAAAAAAAAAUCAAAAAAAUCCGCAUUUAAAACUAUUUUUAUAAUUGAUUUCACUUUACUGUAGCUCAAAAACAAAAUGAGAGUUCUACAGUUUUUUUGGCUUGAAAAAAAUAGUUCAAUUUCCUAGAAAACGGAAUAUUUUUUUACAUUUUCAAGUUAUCUGAACGCUGUCAAUUUUUGAAAAAAAUUCUGGAGUUCGAAAAAAAGCGAUUUGUUAAUAUAUCUUAAUUUUUUUAAGCGUUAUUCGAAACUCCUUGCACGUUCUUGAACUACCAGAAAAAGACUGGAAAAAUUUUUUUUUCUUAAAAAAACGAAAAAUAAAAGUAUAAUUAAGAGAAAAAGAUGUGUUAAAACUACUAACACGUAAGUUAACAGUAAGGAAGUUCCAUUUUUUUCGAUUUUUUUGAAUCGUCCAUUUGAAGAGAUUUUUGAUUGGACAGAACACUUAUCAUUUCAUAAAAAAAAGAAAUUUGUUGAAAUACGAAGGUUCAAAAUUUUGAAAAAAAUUCAAUUUUUCAUCAAGAAAGAAGGGCUCAAAAAUAGUCCAUUUGAAGAAAUUUCGAUCAUUUUCUUUAAGCUUGAAAUUUUCUCGUAAAAUUGAAUUGUUUGAAGAUUUCUGGUAUAUUUUAAAACUUGCUAAUUUUUCGAAUUUCGAAAAAAAAUUAUAAAAACCUUUUAAGAACAUCCUAAAGAAACUGGGUCGCCUUUGGAAACGUUCGAGGCCAGAAAAGAGGAUUGGGUCGAGGAUAUGCUUUUCUUUCAUGGGUUGGUUUUCUGGGGAAAGAAAGAAAAAGUGUUUAUUUUCAGGUACCUAGGUUUCGUGGACUGUUUCGAGCGGAUCAUAUAUGCCGGAGAUUGGUUGAUUCGUUAUGCUGACGGUUUUUUUUCGAGAAAAAUCGGAAAAAUGUCAAAAAUCUCGUUUUGAAAGGAAUUUCGCAAAGAUUUUGACCCAAAAGCACUGAAAAUUCGACGAUUUGACCCUUUAUUGGAGUCUUUACGCCUUAAGAAGCUAAAAAGAUCCCUUUUGUCCCAUUGAUACAAUGAAAAAGUGAAAAAAAAGCCGGUGUAAAUAUUGGAAUUUUGAAAAAUUUUGCAGAGUUUCUGUACGGAAAUUGGAAAAAAAAAUCGGAGCUUUUAGUCUUCAAAUUGAGUUUUGCGCUUCAAACCAAUCGAAAAUAUUUCCUUUUUCCACUGGGUACAAUAAAUAUUGAAAAAAAAAAUUUAAAAAGUAACAUUUUGAAAAAAUAUUUUUGCAGUUUUUGACUCAAAAAGAAAAAAUUUGAUGUUUCAUGCCUUUUUCUUAGUUUUUUUACGCCAAAAAAAGACAGAAAAAAAAUUUUUUUGUUCUGUUGUGAUUUUUUAACACAAAAAAAUCAACGUUUCCAGUUUCGUGGAAGGUUUAUAAAUCGAUCAUUCUAGUUAUGGCAAUCCAGAUUUCAUUUCAUUCCUUUCAAAAUAAAAAUAAAAUGUUUUUCGAUUCAGAUGUUGAUGGAAAAAGGGUCACAAUUAUUACGAAAGGAUUAAAUGUCACUGAUUUCAACCGCGAAGAGAAGAAAGCCGCACUUUUGGACGUUCCCGGUGAGAUUUUUUUGGGAAUUAUUGGGAUUUCUAAGAGUUCAGGAGACACUAGGAGCCGAAAAAUUUUAUUUUUUUGAACGUUUUUGUAAAUUUGUCAAAAAAUCUACGUUUUAGGCAUGAAAUUUGGUUUUUGAAACUUAACAGGGAUUAAUAUGAAUCUGAAUUUGAAGAAUUUAGCAUAGGAAUCUAGUUUUUUUGAACUCAUUUUUUUCAUAAAUAUUUUUCCAUAAUUUCUAUUUUUCUUUACUUUAGUCAACUGAUUAAUCGAUUUUUAAAUUUUUAAAAAGGGUAUAGGACAAAAGCGCCGAUUCCAAGAGCGCCGUUCAAAUUGAGCGCCAGUCCGCAAUGCGCCGUCGCGUGUAUGCGCCGUGUAUGCAGACGCCGCUUUCUUUUUGCGCCGAGUCCGUUUGCGCCAAACCGUUUUGCGCCGUUAUUUCAAACUUUUAUUUUUUCGCUCUUCUGAUAUUAUUUUUUAAUAAUUGUUUACUACAAAUUCAUAUACGACUCGAAUAAUUUUCGCGCCAUCCGUUAAUGAUGAGUCUUAGGUCUACUUUGGUCCAGGUAAAAUAUUUUUCCCCUUUUUCUUUUUCAAACAAAUAAAAAAGCAAAUAUGAUCUCCUGAUUUCGAAAAAUACAGAAAACAAAAGGAGAAGAGAAUGGAUUUGAAAAAAUUAUUGCUUUAAACGACAUAACGAGUGAUUUUUUUUUUGUGGUCGCAAAUUUUCUGCGUUAGGUAAGGCAGAGUUUCCAUUCUAGCAGACGUGAAACAUUAGAAAAUCGUUUUUCGUAACGUUGAACUCAUUUUCUUGAAACAAUAGUUCGAGUUUUUUCGAAAAUGCGGCAGAAAAGUCCAUAUUAACAGAUGGCGCGAAAAUUAUUCGAGUUGUAUAUGAAUGUGUACUACACAAUCAAUGAACAAUGAUAGAAAAAGAGUGAAAAAGUAAAAGUUUGAAAUAACGGCGCAAAACGAUUUGGCGCAAACGGACUCGGCGCAAAAGAAAGCGGCGUCUGCAUACACGCGACGGCGCAUUGCGGACUUGUGCUCAAUUUGAACGGCGCUCUUGGAAUCGGCGCUUUUGUCCUACACUCAAAAAAAUGAACAAAUCAAAAUGAAAUAUAUAUUCUUUGAAGCAAGAACCCCUGCCGGAGACGACUUCGGCUCAAACGAAAGCCUGAAGCCGCCAGAAUUCGAAAGAAGCUUUUCCCUAAUAUCCGGCAAGAGUUUCUCAACAAAUACUGCGAGAUUGGAGCCCAGUGACAAGACCGCCAGGAUUAUCGAGCCGGAAAAUGAACGAAAAAGUACAAGGAAAAGUAAAACAGAGCUUCUACCAACCGCCGUGAAGAAGUCCUCGACGGAGUUGAGGUCGAAAAAGUCGAAAGAAAAGGACGAAGAUCACGUGGAGGAGUUUGACAGAAGAGAGAAGGAAAUCGAUAAUCUUUCUGUCGUGGUUCGGUUUUUAUGGGUCUGGUUGUACUUUAAGGAUCGAAACUGUGAAAGUGAAAAAUAUAUAUAGUCAAUCCUUCCCGACUUGAAACGAGGAAUGGGAAGUGGGACGCGUUGCGUGUGCGACGCGGCUUUUUAGCAUGACCUAUUUCCAUGCUUUUCUCCUUUUUUGAAUGUUCAUUUAGUAACCUUUGAAUUAUUUUUAGUUGUGAAAAAAACAUUUAUUUGAAAACUAAAAUAUAAAAAGUAUUACACGGCGUUUUUUUGACGACGCCACGCCCACUUUUUCUCCGUAAAGUGUCGUGUGUCGUGUGCAUGCACUCUUGCGGAAAAUUGCGUUUCUAUAGAGAAAUUUCGAUUCGUCUUAAAGACCUCUUGCAAUACGGCGGCCUGCGCCUUUAAUAUGCCCUUUAUUUUCGUUCUUAGAGCCGAAAUCUCUGCCGUUUCAAUGACGUCACGUGGGAACGGUGGAUAUUUUGGCUCGGCCCAUCGUUUUUUUGGUUUUCCAUUUUCUUCCACUUACGAAAAAGCCGGGUUGUUAGAAGAAGAAAAGAAAGGCGAAACCAAAAACACGAUGGGCGGAGCCAAAAUAUCCGCUGUUCCCACGUGACGUCAUGGGAACGCCAGAGAUUUCGGCUCUAAGAACGUAAAUAAAAGGCAUAUUAAAGGCGCAAGCCGUCGUAUUGCCAGAGGUCUUCAAGACGAAUCGAACUCUCACUAAAGGAAAUUUAUCUGCGCGAAAGCGGCGCAGUGCACGCACACGACACACGACACUUUACGGAUGAAAAUAACGCCGUGAAUGAAAAUUUUUCCAUGAUUCCGUUUGAACUUGAGCUCUACGCUAAAACCGCGUUGCGUACGCAACGCGUCACUCUUUUUCAAAUUUUAAAACUUUCGAGUAUCGGUUUUUCAAAGCAAAUAGUCGUAAAUGAAACAGUCUGACCUGUCUGCGCUCUCUUUUCCCUCAUCCGGGAGGUCGUGAAAAUGUGAAAAGAGCACUUUGAAAGGAGAGUCGUUAUUUGCCAAAACUCGACAAAUUACCUUCGUUUUUGCUUCUUUCAUGUUCCUUUGAACACUAGGGUGAGAGAAAAGAGGGCAUAGACAGGUCAGACGAUUUGAACUUGUGACGAAUGAUAUUAGAAAAAAGAUGCACGAAGUUUAAUUUAAUUUUUCAAAAGAUAAUUUAGAUCCUCAGAAGACCGAAAUUUUUUUGCCUUGAUUUUAACUUUUUCUGACCGCAUGUAGAAUGGCUAAACGUGCUACGGUUGAAGUUAAAAACUCAAAAUGUGCAUUAGACUUCUUUUAGACCUUUUAUGUAGCCAAAGAGUUUUAGAAACAUGAAACAUAUUGAAGAAAUCAGACUUUUUCGUCUCAUGACGAAUAAGUUAUUCUGAAUGAAAAUAUACCAAAAAACCGAUUAAAAACAUGUUUCAGCUCAAAAGCUACGCCGUGAGGAAAUGCGUACAAGGCGUAACGAUUGGUGGACCGGCUUUUCCGACUCUGGCCGAUCUUCUCGCUUUCUACAUCUUCUCUGGAGAGGUUGGUACACUCUUUGAAGUACCAAAAGAAGGUACUAAGAGCCUCUAACUUUAAACUUUGAUAGUUAUCGAGAAACAGGGGUUCAAAGCCCAAAAAUAGUCCAUUUCAGUAGAUUUUGAGGGUUUUCUUUCUCAAAAACUUGGAAGGUUUGCAAGUUGAGACUUCCAGGACCUUCAUGUGGUACUUCUUUUCAGAGAAAUCCCAGCCGUAAAGUAAAAAUGACCUUCCUUGUUGGAAGACCGGAAAAUCCAAGUUUUAGGACCUUACUGACAACAGAACUAUGUUUGAUCUCCGUUUGAUAAUUCGAAAAAAAAUAUUUUAUGACUCCUAUAAUUAUUCAAAAAAAGAAAAAAUUUAAAGAUUUAGGAAUUUCAGAGUGGUCUCUAUAGUGGUCAGGAGGGAAAACAGCCCUUUUAGGGGCCGAAAAAGUGGUCCUUAUAGGGAUAGUUCAAUUUUGUUCAAGAAUGGUUAAAUUUUCGUUUUUCGCCUGGAAAGGCUUCUUCGCAGAGAGUCCAUAAAAAUUAUCGACUGGCAUGUCCCCUAUAGGGAACACUUUUGGAAUAUUUAGUGGCCCCUAGAGGGGACCGAGCUCAAUUAACGCUUUUUCUCCAUUUUUAAUGGUUUUUGCGGUUUUCGAAGCUUAAUAAAUCGAAAAAAAAUAUAUUCUUGGACACGUUUUUUUGAAAAAAGGCGUUCCUGAAGAUCAUUAAAAACAAGUUUCUUCGAAAUUUCAACCGGGGCUAGAAAAUAGUUGACUUGUAAGUAAAAUUCAAUCGAAUUCUUAAUAUUUGACCUUAAAAUUUCCCUUGUUGGCGAAAGUCGGCUUGAGUCGGGCGCAGUAGAUAAUAGGUGAAAAUGUGAAGAGAAUGAAUGCGAUAACUGGCGACUAUUGAAAAAUUCAAAAUUGACAUUUUGAGCCGGAAGCGAGAAGAAUCGGCCUGAAAAGAUCAAUUCCUCGACGGAUCGGCCAGUGGCGACAUCAGAAUAUCAAAUUGACUAAAGCGGUUGAAAAAAAAGGAUUUCAAAAAAUAAAAAUGAAAUUCAGAUUCAUUCUGGUCCCGAGUGUGAAGUUUUCCACGCAACAGUUAAUUCACCAUACUUUCGACUCACUAAAGUGGCGGUUAAAAAGGUUUUUUUCGCUACAAGUUGAACUUUUCUGGCCGCAUUUGGAAUGGCUGAACGAGUUGAAAUCUGGAAUUUCUUUCUUUUUCAGUUAUUCAGAUUUUUUUGCGUUAUUAUAACGAAAAAAAGAGGUUCAAAAAUUUAAAAAAAUGAUUUUUUAAAGCGAGUUUGAGAGAUCCAUCAUUUUCAUGUUUCAGGAAGAUUUUAUAAAAUUUUUAAGUUUUUCUUAAUUUUUUUGUCUAAUGUUUCUUCGAGCCUAUUUGUAAAGAAGUAAAAAAAUAAUUUUUUUAUGGAAUUUCGGUAAAAUUUUUCCUUCAAAGAGACAUUUCAGCCCUAUCUUUAACGCAACUUGAAAAUUGUCCGGCCGCAAUUGGAAUGGCUUAACGCGUUGCGGUUGUCAUUUGCUAACUUUUCUGGUCGCAUUUGGAAUGGCCUAACGAGUUGAAAUCUGGAAUUUUUUUCUUUUUCAGUUAUUCGGAUUUGCGUUAUUAUAACGAAAAAAAGAGUUUCAAAAUUUAAAAAAAAUUGAUUUUUGAAGCUAGUUUGAGAGAUCCAUCAAUUUCAUGUUUCAGCGAGAAUUUAUAAAUUUAUUCAAGUUUUUUUUUUUUAAAUGUUGUCCGAUUUUUGUGCUAGGCAAUCUAAACUUCAAAACUGGAAAUACAGUAACCCCUAUAGCCAAUUUCUACAGUAUUAAUAUUCACUUUUUUCGAAAUUUGGUAAAAAUUUUCCUUCAAAGAGACCUUCUCGUCCACAAUUUUUCAGUGAAACUUGUAAAAGUUUUCUGACCGCAUUUGGAAUGGCUUAACGCAAUGUGGUUGUCCAAAUAUUAAUAUUUUUUAGCUUGAAACAAAUAGUUUUAACUUGGAACAGAAAUUUGAUGCCACCAGCCUACAAGGGGGGGGGGGGGAUGUUUCAGCGAGGAUUUAUAAAUGUUAGGUUUUUUUUUCCAUGAGUUCAUGCCUUCUUCCGCUUUGCAAUCUUUUAUCAACCCAAAACUACAAUAACUGGGAAAAUGUUUAGUGGCCACUAUAGGGGCUCGCCAAGGACUACCUGGAGAGGACACUAAAGUGGCCACUAAACCCACCUCUAUAGUGGCCACUGUGUUCCGUUUUAGUGGCCACUUCAGUAGUUUUUCAUCCAGUAUUCCUUCCAGUAACUCUGAUAAUUAAAAAAAAACAGAUUGGACCAGUUAUGUUGAUCCAUUGACCCCUAAAGUGGCCACUAAAAUUUUUAGUGGUCUAAUAGUACCAUUCGGAAUUUCAAAAAGGCCAUUAAUUUGACUACUAUAGUGGCCACUGAAACGUCCAAAUCCUAUAGUGGCCACUAAAAGUUUUCCCAAUUGGAUUUGCGUUUCCCGCAUAAAAUUCGAGUUUCAAAGCCUUCACUCUUUCAAUUUCUAAUACCGGAGCGCGCAAGUCGUUUUUUGGUCGGGUGCACUUUGUCAAUGACCGCUGCGCAGCCGCAACGCCCCGAGCCAUUCCCAUGCCGUUCAUUUUACAAAUUCUUCCACAUAAUUUUUUUCACUCUGAGCUGUUCCGAUCUCUAUUAUAAAUUAUCAAAAAAUGCACUUUGUAUCGAAAAAAAAUAGAGCCAUUUUUUUCCAGGCAAAAGAAGGGACUCCCGAGUACAAACAUCACGUUGAAUUUUUGAAAGAUGAGGCCCGAAUCCUGAAAAAAUUGAGCCAUGAUCACAUCUUGCCAUUUUACGGCUGGGCAAUCGACAAGAAUCCGUUCCUGUUCCUCACAAAACUCAUGGAUUGUGAGUUUGGAAAAAUACCAUAUUUGGCGAAAAUUUGAACAACUUGCGUUCUUUGCAUCGCUUUAACUUGCGUGAAGUGACUUCUUAAGCGACUUUCUAUGAACCUUAGAAAAAAAAAACGAAAGCUUCUUUCAGAGUUCCAAAAAAGCCCAAAAAAAUUCCUCAUGACCGCAUAAUUUUCACUUUUUCAUGAAAAAAAGAACCUUUUUAUGGGCUUCUGAUUUAAUUUUUCUCUAGAUAACUUCUUCCGAAAACUCUCAUCUCUUUUUUAAAAAAACCUUUUUCAAAAAAAAAUUAUGAAAAGACGCUUUUAAAGCUUCUUUAUCCGCCCUUUUUAAUUUUAUCCAUCUAUUUUUGUGUGCUUUUUCAUCCACACGGUGAGAGAAAAGAGAGCGCAGACCGGUCAGAAAGUUCCAAAUGAAAGUCCAAAAAACAUGUUUUUUCUGUUAAAAAAUCAUGAAAAAGCGCUAGGAAAGUCGUUUUUGAAGUUCUUUUUUAGGGCCUUUCCAAGUUUAUCCAUUUAUUUUUCGUGCUUUUUUUCAAGUUUUUAUGACCUAGAGGUUAGAGAAAAGAGAGCGCAGACAGGUCAGAGUGUAUCAAAUCACAGUGACUAGAGUAUAAUAAGGAUUUCGGUGAUUUUCAGGUACCUUGGACGAUUUUGUCCAGCGCCAUUUUGUUAGCCUCACUACGCGCCGAUUGCUUACCGUACGAUUUUUCAAAAAUUAUAUACUAAAUUGGCAUAAAAACAUGAUGAACAACUCAGGAACGUCAGAGUGGUCACUAGAGGAGGUAGGGAAAAAAAAAUCUCGUAUAUAGGCAAAAUAUUGCUCCCUAAAGGGCUAUAAUUAAGGUGGUCCCUAUAGAGAUUUAGGAUCUGACCCCUCAGCUCCUGAAGUCUAAGUGGUCCCUAUAGGGGUCUUUUGCUUUUUUUCGUUUUGAUUAGAAAAUUUGAAGUUUGAAAAAGACGGCAUUUAAAAAAAAAGGGAAAAUAAACUUUUUAAAUUUCCAAUCUUUUUUUUAGUAUGAAAACGUUCAACCUUUUCCAAUGGUUUUAUAAAAUUAUCCCAUUUUUCAAGUUUGUCGUUGGAAUCGCCCAAGCUGUUCAAUAUCUUCACGAAAAAAGCUUUUUGCACCGAGAAGUUAUCGCAAAGAAUUGUUUCCUUGAUGAAAGUGGCAAGGUGAGAGGAUCCUUCGCACCUUGAUUUUUAUAGUUUUUAUCACGAAUUUCAGUGCUACCUUGGCGGAUUCCGAUUGGCUGUCGAAGAAAAAGCCUACGUAAUGCUGGAAGAAGAGUUUCUGGUCUUGAGGUCGAUGGCUCCAGAAACGUUGGGAAUGUUUUGUUUUGUCCCCGCCUCGGAUGUGUACACUUUUGGGGUCAGUGUCGGUGCUACGACAAGAGCGAGUUUUCCUCUUGCUAAGAGUACUGUAUGUGGUAGUCCGCAUUUGGGCGUCUGAGUGCAUGCACACUUCAAAGGGGUCCUGUUCUCGCGUUUUUUUUUUUCCAUUAUUUUUCGAAAUAUUUAGUUUCAGUUUUAUAAAAAGUCAUUAUGUUGAAAUCCGAUUCAACUGCUUCCUUAAGUUUUAAUCCGUUUCCAUAAAAUUUAGAACGAAACUCAAAAAAAGAUGAACCACGCGCAAAGUGCAAACACCCAAAGUGCACGAGCCAAAUGCGGACUUCCACAUACCGUACUCUUCCCAAGAGGUGAAUUCGCUCUUUUUGCACCUCAGUAUCAUUUUUUUUUUCGAAAAAAAAGAAGAUUAAACGUUUCUGGAACUGAUAGAAUGAGAUACGGAAAUUAAUGCAAAAAAAAAGUGAUCCCGGUGAUUUCAAAAUUAACGUUGAAAUUACUUUCAAAAUACGCAAAAUUCAAAUUUCGGGAGUCUUACAGAAAUCUGGGUCUUACAACGAUUUUUCGUUUUUUGAGAUUUAAACUUACUUUUAGCAAAAUGAACAAAUAGCUUUAAAAUAUGGAAUUUAGAGUUGUGAAAUCGCCAUCCAUCUAAUUUUUCUGACGGCUCUCAAAAUGCCAGUUUCGCGUAUUUCGCGAAAUCAUCAUCAUGAAGAUAGAUUUCUACCUUAGUUUCUAUGUUUUUUUGAAAAUUGACCAGAAAUUUUCUUCGAUUUGCACGAGAAGAAAAAAUGAAAACAUGCAUAACUUCCCAGUUUCUGAUUUAUUUUUUAUUUUUUAUUUUUUUUUUUUGACUAAUGGUUCCAGGGAUUCUGUAGGUUCUCUUCUAAAUAUGGGCAUGUUCUAAAACACGAGCGGUUGUGGGGCACGAGCGGCACGACCGUUACUAAAUCACGAGCGGUUUCAUCUUCGCUCCUUCGCGAACGCUUCUAAAUCACGAGCGUUUUUGGCUUAUCGUUCUGUUCGAGCGUUUCUAAAUCGCGAGCGUUUCAUUUUAAUCAUUUUCUUUAUUACCAUCCAAGUGUGUGUUUUUUCAUAUUUCUACCUUCUUUUUUUCUCCUUGAAUAAAAAAAUUUUGACGAUCUUAUAUGCACAUUUUUUUCGCUCAAUUUGUUGAUUGAUUCACAUUUGAGGUUCAUAUAAUGGAUUUUUUUCUAAGUUUUUUUGCGGUCUCUAUAAUUUCACAGAUUCUGCGUAUGGCAAAUUUUUUUCUAAUAAUUUCAUCUGAUUUUUCAUAUUCAAUAUUUCACAGAUUUUUGCGUAUGAUAAACUAAUAUUUCACAGACGUCUCGCAUGAAAGUCAAUAUUUCUCAAAUUUUUGCGUAUAGCAAAUUUUUCUAAUACUUUCUCUCAAAAUUUUUUUCUGGUAAUAGAAUCUCAUAUUCGAAUUGAUGCCAUUCAUAUUUUUAUUCUCCUCUUACCCGCUAGAAUAGUUUUUGGAGAUACUACCAAAAAAAUUUAUUCGUUUCCAAGCUUUGAAAAAUAUUUAUCAUGAAACGAGAAAAAAAAAAAUACGAAAUUUACGAAGUAUCAAAAAUAAAUUAAUAACCGUAGCGAAUGAAUGAAAUAAAUGCCAUAAGCGUCUGGUGGUUCAUCGGUGAAUGACAGCCGUAUAACGAAACAGAUUGGAAAAUGAAAAUAUAGAAAAAAGGAAAUCAAUGUAUAAAUCAGAGUUUAUAUGCAAUAACAGGGGGCUUCCUGUAAGCAGGUGAAAUUGAAAAAAAAUAAUUCUCCUCACUGGAUCCCGCGCAGAACGUUCAGGGGAACUUUUUCUAACAUCCGAAAAAAAUUCGCCCUCAACAUAUGGCUGAUCCGAAAAAGAAUUAAUCUCAUCGAGGUGAACACCGAUGAUGUUUUUGGUUCUCUGAAAGAUAAUAAUAAUUUUUCCGCAUCCGUUAAAUUUUUCUAUAAUUUUCGAUUACCAUCAGUCGAUUUUUUUCUUUUUAAUUCAGUUGUAGAUCGUGUGGAAUUCAUACUCGUGUCGCGGAUUUCCCCUUAAAGUGAUUUUUUUGAUACAUGUUAAAAAAACUUGUAAUUAGUAACCCACCUUCUUCAAGACUCAGGUAUGAAAGUUCGACAAUGGAAUCUGAAACAUCCAAAUUAUAUGAGAAAAAACCUCAAUAUACCAUCCAUUGGCUCCAAAAAAUCAUCCGGAAAAUCUUCGGGCGGUGUGUAAUUGCUUUAAAAAACUAUCAGUGAGAAGGCAGGGAAGAAACUUACGACAUAGUGGGCUUCGGACGAUAACCAGAAAAUGCAGCAAGCUCCCGUUGUUCCAGAAAAUGCAGCAAGCGGCCUGUUACUAAAUUUUAUAAUUUCGUAUUAUAAUUCCGCCCAAACAGCGCUUAUAAAAUGACUAUACUAGCUAGAUUUUUUUUUGCAAGAAAACACAGAUGAGAAUCAGAGAAAAAGUUCAUAUUUUUUAAUUUGUCAUAAGCAAAAUCUGAGAAAUAUUGACUUUCAUGCGAGACAUCUGUGAAAUAUUAGUUUAUCAUACGCAAAAUCUGUGAAAUAUUGAAUAUGAAAAUCAGAUGAAAUUAUUAGAAAAAAAAUUUGCCAUACGCAGAAUCUGUGAAAUUAUAGAGACCGCAAAAAAACUUAGAAAAAAUCCAUUAUAUGAACCUCAAAUGUGAAUCAAUCAACAAAUUGAGCGAAAAAAUGUGCAUAUAAGAUCGUCAAAAAUUUUUUUAUUCAAGGAGAAAAAAAGAAGGUAGAAAUAUGACACACACUUGGAUGGUAAUAAAGAAAAUGAUUAAAAUGAAACGCUCGCGAUUUAGAAACGCUCGAACAGAACGAUAAGCCAAAAACGCUCGUGAUUUAGAAGCGUUCGCGAAGGAGCGAAGAUGAAACCGCUCGUGAUUUAGUAACGGUCGUGCCGCUCGUGCCCCACAACCGCUCGUGUUUUAGAACAUGCCCUAAAUAUGGAAGGACACGAAAAAGUGAAAGAAAAAUGGAAGUCUGGCCUAGCCAACUUUUAAAAACCUGGUUGCUAUUAGAAAUAUUUUAAAUGGAGAAAAAAGUUGCUUCGAAGGAACCGAAAAAUUUUCGAAGUUUAUUUUUUCAAAUUCUUAGGCAAAGUCAGAGAACCCUUCACGGGCCUCUUGAGGGUCCGUUAUGGGUCCAAAAGGUUCAUUAAUUGUUCCUAAAAAGGGUGGAAACGGUUUCCUUUUUACUGCCUUUUUGCGUCCUUUUAUCGGCCUUCAGCCACCCUUUUUGGACCCUUUUUGAGAAACAAAAAAACUUUUUAAAUUUAGAAAAGAAAAUUUUUUUCCUCUUUUUUUCUGCAACUGUUUUAUAGUUUUUUUCAAAGGAAAUAUUCAACAAGAAAUUCGAGAUAAGGGAUUUUUUUACGGAGCUGUUCAGUCAAUAAAAAAAUUUUUUUAAAUUUUUCAACAAAAAGCCAAAGUUUUGCAGAAUUUACUUUUUCGAGGUGUUUUCUGGUGGUCAUGUCCCUUACCCGGGCAAAACUAGCGCUGAAGCUGGAAAUUUGGUCUUUUUCAGCUUCAUUCAUGAAUAAUUUGAGCCGAUUUCCAGAUUUUAUCCGGUAAAACGAACGAUUUGACGGAUCGGACCCCAAGAAUCUUGCGAAAUUUUAUCAAAGAACAUAUUUGGGCCUAUUCGACCGCUGAUAGACCUUCUAUGAAUAAAGUGACAAAUUUUAUCAUUAAAUAAAAUUUGAAAGAAAAAAUUCAGGUUGUGAAAGUAUUACAAAAACAGUUGGAGGUGGAAAAUACGAAGGUUUUUCAAAUUCAUGAUUUUAUAAUUUUUUUGAAAUUUAGAAAAUCAAAAUAAAUAAUGAUUCGGAUCUCAGUGAGAUGGACGAACCUCAAGAUGUCGUGGUAAUUGAAAAUUCGAAUAUUCAAAACUAAAAAUAAAUAUUUUCAGAAUAAGUACAUUUUCAAGCCGGAACUGCACAAAAAGAGCAGAACUGAGGUAUUUUGAAUGUUGGAAAAAAUAGCCGCAGCUUUGGGAGCAAUCGCGCUCCAUUGAUAAUUGGACAUUUUCAUGUUUUUGAUGGGUUUGCAUUUUCGGUAACGCAAACCGGACGCUUCCGGGACGUUUCUGACCAUUUCUAGUGACCACUUUAGUGGCCUCAGCACUCUUUUUAUUCUAGGGACCACUACAGCGGCCACAGAAAUUGUUUCUUAGUGGCCACUUAAGCACUGUCAGCGCUUUUUCCUUUCAAUAGUUACCACUUUAGUGGUUUCAGCGUUCUUCUUUUCGAGGGAUCACUUAAGUGGCCACAGCCCUCUUUUUCCAAGUGACCGCUGUAGCGUUCUUCAUUCUAGUGAUGAUUUUAGUGGCCUCAGCACCCUCAAGUGAUCCGUAGAGGUGCUUGGACACGUCCAAGGUGUAAACGUUUCAGUUACCAAGGUCUUCAGUCGAAUAAGAAUCUCCCGACUUUCAAUUUCUCAAUAGAGCGCGAUUUCUUUUUUCCCCGCUUAAACUACUCAUUUUUCUCUUUUCAGGACUAUAUCACUGAAUUGAAACCGAUAAGAAGCGAUAGAAUUUGA